UCUUAAUAGGCUUCUAACAUCCUGUUCGUUUCUAGGCCUUCUCUUUCGCUUCCCAUCUAUCUACACAACAACAACAACAACAACAACAACAACAACAACAACAACAAGAAGAGAGAGCUAAGCUAAGCAAAAGAGAAAGAGAAUGGCGUCGUCGAGUGGUCUGAGGAGCUGCUCCGCCGUCGCGUUCCCGAGACUUCUCUCGUCGUCCAAAUCACAAUUUGCGGCCUCGCUCGCCAUCCCGAACACUUCCUCCGGCCGCGUCUCCAUGUCCGCCGAGUGGAUGCCCGGCCAGCCCCGCCCUCCCUACCUCGACGGCUCAGCCCCCGGUGAUUUUGGGUUCGAUCCACUGCGCCUCGGAGAGGUGCCCGAGAACCUGGAGAGGUACAAGGAAUCUGAGCUCAUCCACUGCAGAUGGGCGAUGCUCGCUGUGCCAGGGGUCUUGGUGCCGGAGGCGCUGGGGCUCGGGAACUGGGUGAAGGCGCAAGAGUGGGCGGCAAUCCCCGGCGGCCAGGCGACCUACUUGGGCAACCCGGUACCAUGGGGUACCCUUCCGACCAUCCUUAUCAUCGAGUUCUUCGCCAUCGCCUUCGUCGAGCAUCAGCGCAGCAUGGAGAAGGAUCCGGAGAAGAAGAAGUACCCCGGCGGCGCCUUCGACCCCUUGGGAUUCUCCAAGGACCCUGAGAAGUUCAAGGAGUACAAGGUCAAGGAAAUCAAGAACGGUCGGCUAGCGAUCUUGGCCUUCGUGGGUUUCUGUGUGCAGCAGUCGGCGUACCCGGGGACGGGGCCGUUGGAGAACUUGGCGGCCCACCUCGCCGACCCAUGGCACAGGAACAUCGGCGACGUCAUCAUCCCCAGAUCCAUUGUGCCAUGAGCUGCUUGACCUUGAUUCAGUAAUCACUUCAUUGUACAACUCCCUUGUAAUCAUCUGAGAAGAAUCUAAUAUAAUUAAUGUUUGUACCUUGUCACAUGUAUGUAGGACAUGUCGGUCUUUUGCCAAUCCAAACGCACAAAAAUCAUAUGUAUUUUUUGAGAACUUUGCUGUGGAAAGCGCUUCAGAUGAUGUGAUUA
This is a messenger RNA of Ananas comosus (pineapple), 1068 nucleotides long. RefSeq names its product chlorophyll a-b binding protein 6, chloroplastic. The coding region runs from base 143 to 871 and encodes 242 amino acids. The record is from RefSeq and is a predicted model, not a curated record. Gene Ontology annotation, cellular component: membrane. The transcript has 4 exons. Gene Ontology annotation, biological process: response to light stimulus; photosynthesis, light harvesting in photosystem I. NCBI's taxonomy places the organism in Eukaryota, Viridiplantae, Streptophyta, Magnoliopsida, Poales, Bromeliaceae.